This is a messenger RNA of Phalacrocorax carbo (great cormorant), 1330 nucleotides long. NCBI's taxonomy places the organism in Eukaryota, Metazoa, Chordata, Aves, Suliformes, Phalacrocoracidae. The record is from RefSeq and is a predicted model, not a curated record.
ACUGGGGGCGGGGCCCUGGCGGCAGUCCCGCCCCGGCGGCGCUGUCACUUCCUGCCCGGCGGUGUCUGUGUCCGGGUCGCCCGCCGUUCCCCAAGCAGCCGCUAUCGCCCGGCUCCCCGCUCCCACCCCGGGCGCGACACCCGCUUCUGGGACCGGGCGGCGGCGGCGGGGCCCGCCCUGCCCGCGCGGCGAGCGGGGGGGGCGGAAGGGCCCGGCGGGGGUGGGGAGGAGCAGGGCGGGACGGGGCUCCCCUCGUCCCCUCACCGCCGGUCUCGGGGGGGGGGCGGUGAGCCCGGGGAGAGCGGGGGGGCUCGGCUGCGGGCCCCGGCGGCGGGGCGGUCCCCGCCCCGAGGCGGGACGAUGCCGGUGAAGAAGAAGAGGAAGUCCUCGGGGUCGGCGGCCGCGACGGAGGACACUGGCCUUAAGAAGUGUAAACUCGGCAGUUAUUGCAGAUCACAAGCCUCUGGUAAAGUAAUAAGUGGAGAGGAACAUUUUUCAAGCAAAAAGUGCCUGGCUUGGUUUUAUGAAUAUGCAGGUCCCGAUGAAGUUGUGGGGCCUGAAGGAAUGGAAAAGUUCUGCGAAGACAUCGGUGUUGAGCCUGAAAAUAUUAUUAUGUUAGUUUUAGCCUGGAAACUAGAGGCUGAAAGCAUGGGAUUUUUUACCAAGGAAGAAUGGUUAAAAGGAAUGACCUCAUUACAGUGUGACUGUACAGAAAAAUUACAGAGUAAAUUUGACUUCUUGCGGUCACAAUUGAAUGACAUUUCAUCCUUUAAGAAUAUCUACAGAUACGCCUUUGAUUUUGCAAGGGAUAAAGACCAGCGAAGUCUGGAUAUUGAUACUGCAAAAUCCAUGUUAGCUCUUCUGCUUGGAAGAACUUGGCCACUGUUUUCAGUAUUUUAUCAAUACCUGGAGCAAUCAAAGUAUAGAGUUAUGAACAAGGAUCAGUGGUACAAUGUGCUAGAGUUCAGCAGAACUGUCCAUGCGGAUCUUAGCAACUAUGAUGAAGAUGGUGCAUGGCCUGUUCUUCUGGAUGAAUUUGUUGAAUGGCAAAAAGUUCGUCAAGCGUCAUAGCAAGAAUUCACAAGAAAAUGCAGAAGUUUUUUUGGUGCCCACCUGUACACAAACUGAUGAGAAAAACAACGGAUUGCAUUUUCAUUCUUAAGAAAGACUUCACAGUAAUUUUUUUCCUUUUUUAAGGAAAUUUUCUUGUUACACGUGAUAUGGGCAUUGAACCACACCUUUUCUGAGACUGAAAGUUUGAGUUCUUGUUUUGAGUCUUAUGUUUAUAGCAUUUAUUUCAGAACAAUAAAGAUUCAGUUUUGUGACAAAG